AUGAAUGAGAUUGCUCCUUCUCCAGCAACGCAUAUCUUGAUAACAACCGAUACGGGUAAUCCCAUAGUUAGUGAGGAUCAAAUUCUUCUACAACGAAUUUCAGAUGACCAACUUCAGUCCUUCCAAUUAACAAAAGAAAUAAUGAGGGCAUUUAAUUUAAUUGUGAAUCUGGUAGAUACUAAUACUAGUGGUGAAAACGGUACUCCUGCUACACCUCUUGCCAGUGUUAGUAGAAAUAUAGAAAAAAAUGACACUUCUGAACCUGAACUUGGAUUAAAAUGGACACAACAGCAAACCUUAUUAUUAAUUAGACUAGUGGAAUCAAACUAUGAGAAAUUUAAUGAAGGACUUAAGAAAAAUGUUUGGUUGAAAAUUGCUAAAGCAUUGUCAGACAUGACAAACAAAAAAUUUACUGCUGAACAGUGCGAUACCAAAUGGAAGGGUCUUAAACGCACCUAUAAAACAAUUAAAGACCAUAAUAAUAAAUCGGGCAAUGACAGGAGAAUAUGGGAAUUCUUUGCUGCUAUUGAUAGUUUUUUGAGUAAAAAACCAGAAAUUGAACCUUUAAGCAUUUGUAGUACCAUUACUAAUAAACUCGAACUAAGGGUAGAUCCUUCUACUGCUGAGGAGAGUACCAGUUCAAAUGAAGCAGUUUGUGCAGUACCCAUGCUUGCAGUUACCCCUCGAGGUACACCGGCUAAAAAAAGAAAACAAUGUGGGGGAGUUGUUGAACACCAGACAGGGCAAACCAUAUCAGAUGACUCAGACUAA
This is a messenger RNA of Ceutorhynchus assimilis (cabbage seed weevil), 771 nucleotides long. The record is from the annotation of a GenBank genome assembly. Lineage: Eukaryota; Metazoa; Arthropoda; Insecta; Coleoptera; Curculionidae.